Messenger RNA from Anolis sagrei ordinatus, 2795 nucleotides. Lineage: Eukaryota; Metazoa; Chordata; Lepidosauria; Squamata; Anolidae. The record is from RefSeq and is a predicted model, not a curated record.
GGGAGAUUGAGAGGCUGUCACUCGCGGCCAUGGCUCAGGAGGAGAUGGAGGUGGAUCUGCAUCCGGUGGCUGAAGAGGAGGCCGAGAGGCCCAACGAGGACGAUGGAGGCGCCUCGGGCUCGGGAGCUGGGCCUGGGCCUCUUGUUGGGCCUGCGCCGGCCUCUCCUCGACUUUCCCGGGGCGCCUUCGCCGGAGAAGCGGAGCCUCGAAGGCCGCCGCCGCCUCGCGCCCGAAGGAACCGGGCUGGAAGGGCCCAACGGGCGGCGACAGGCAGAGCCACAGCACCACUGGAGAGUUAUUUCCAGGUUAGCAGAACACAGGCAGCGGCGCCAUCAAAUGUCCUAGCAGGCCUCGGUGGGAACAGUUCGGACGAGACGGUGGUUCUGAGUGAUGCUGAGAGCAGUAGAAGCAGCAGUAGUAGCUCCACUGAAGCAGAGGAAGAUGAAAAUGAGCCCGAGAGAGCCCUAGAAGCGACACUGGGUCCAGCCGUCCUGAGAGGUCUGUGUUGCUUCUCUAUCUUUUACAUGAACCUACAACAUCACAAGUGGCAAAUGUUUCAGACCUGCCCAGUAACACUUUUAUGUGUCAUGCUGCAGGUCUUGACAGAUGAAUGCAGCAAGCUUCGGCAGCAAGUUCAGGAACUGAAAACCCUGAUGGCGCGGCACAACACGCCUUCCUCUCAGCAGCAGCCCAGCCACUCUCGCUCUUGCUUCCCCGGUUGCCUUUCCUCCAGCCAGGGCCAGCACAAGUACCAUUUUGAGAGAGCCUUCCUGGUGUCUCAGGUGGGCAACUGCCGGGUCAUGGCGUACUGUGACCCGCUGAGCUGCCUGGUGAUAUCGCAGCCUUCGCCCCAGAGCACCCUCAUUCCUGGCUGCGGGAUCAAGAUGAUGAGCGCCGUCAACUUGAAGAGCAGCCAGUACGUCCCCAUUCACAGCAAGCAGAUCCGGGGUUUGGCCUUCAGCAACCGAGCAGAUGGCUUGCUCCUGUCUGCUGCCUUGGACCACACCCUCAAACUUACAAGCUUGACAACCAACACAGUGGUGCAGACGUAUAAUGCUGGACGCCCCAUCUGGAGCUGCUGCUGGUGCCUUGAUGACACCAACUACAUCUAUGCAGGACUGGUCAAUGGUUCUGUCUUGGUGUAUGAUUUGCGGGACACACGGUCUCAGGUCCAGGAACUUGCUCCACAGAAGUCCAGGUGCCCCGUGGUGUCAUUGUCUUACCUUCCUCGAAUGGCCUCUGCCUCUCUCCCUUACGGCGGGCUGGUGUCUGGGACGCUGGAGGGAGCCUGCUUUUGGGAGCAGAAGGGCAGCGGCUCCUAUAAGCCCCACCACCUCCUUCUGGAACCGGGAGGAUGUAUCGACCUCCAGACCGAGGCCAACACACGGCACUGCCUUGCAACGUUCAGGCCCAAUAGAACCCAUAACAGCUUGAGGUGUGUGGUGAUGGAGCUGACCUCCACUCAACUGACAGAUGGGGCCGAGGAUGCCGUCUGCUCCUGUCGUCCAGUCCAAACCCUCACCGCGGGCCCAACAUGCAAACUCCUGACUAAAAAUGCCAUCUUCCAGAGUCCGGAGGACGAUGGCAGCAUUCUCGUGUGUGCCGGGGAUGAAGCGUCCAAUUCGGCCAUGCUCUGGGACGCAGGGAGUGGCACCUUGUUGCAGAAGCUGGCGGCUGACCUACCCGUGUUGGACGUCUGCCCUUACGAGGUGAACCGCAGCAGCUUCCUGGCAAUCUUGACGGAGAAGAUGGUGAAAAUCUACAAGUGGCAAUGACCACCUGGUGCACGCAACCUUUAGGAGAUGGUCUCCGAAGAGAGCCAUUACAUCCCAUAAGCCACCUUUGCUACUAAAAGGGCAAUUGCUGCCUGAGACAGGAGCAGAGUCAAGUUAUUGUUGCGGGACUUCAGGAUAACUUACUUCCAUCCAGGGUUUUUUUCCCCCUUGAUUCAACAACUUAGAAUGGAUCUUCUGCUUUAUUCCUCAGGGCAAAUGAUGGAACCUGUCCUUGUAGAUUUUUGCUGAAAAUGGAGAUGUUUGGCUCUCUCCUUCUCAACUUUGUGCUCCUCAAGUUGCUUUGUUCAGAAGGCAUUUCUGAAUUUGGGAUCUUUUUCUUGUGGCUCAUCUCCUAAUCCAGAUCCGUAAAAACCUGGUAAAUGCAUUGUGGAACCAAAACCCACCUCUAGCUUGGCUCAGAAACAGGAUUUACAUUUCGCUUCUUUGUUUUGAAUCCUUGGCUCAAAAACCUGCAGGGAAAGGAUGCCUUCUGCUGUGAUUGGAAAUGGCAUCAUAAUGGAGGGUUCGCCUUUCGCCAGAGACUUCACAAUAACCCAAGACUGAUCAGAAGACAUGUCUGGAAGCCAAUUGAAAUCCUAUUUGUUUGCUUUUUUAUACUGUUUGAAAGGAUGAGUCUGUACUGAACCACUGACCAGCAUUCCUAAAAGUGAACACUGUGGCUAUCUUAAACUUUCCAAGCUUAUAUUGUGCUCUUCAUAUCUCAAAUUUUUUGUACCGUAAAAACACUACAGUGUUUCUUGACCAGUGGCAACACCGAGUCAGACAAUGCCAAACCAGUAAACAAAUAGACUUCCUAAAAGUCGGGAAAGCUCUUCCCCUUUUGCUGUGAACUCUACUCAAAAGGAACAUCCAGCAUUUUAGCUUUUAAGAGAGAGCCAGUCGCUUUAUAUUAAAGUACAUGGCACGCAACGUGAUGUAAAUAUCGUAAUACGUUUAUACUGAGGUUGAACUGCAAUGAAACUAUGAACAGCUGUAUAAUAAAGACAUUUCUUUUCUGAA